ACGGGAUGAGUUUUUGUGCUCGUAGGGGCUGCGGUAAGGGACAGUGAUUAUCUCUGAGACAGUGCACGUCGUUCACUGUUUUCAGUAUUACAUUGUUCAUUCGUAGGAGCUGUAGGAAAUUGGUGUGGAAUUUAUUUGGAUGUGGAAUACCUUCGAGAUGUCCAGAAACGUUAUCGCAAAUGGUAAUUGGAAGUUUUGGUGCCGCCUCUGUGCUAAAGAGGACACAGGAAAUAUUGAUGUGUUGUCGGAAGAGAAUAUAACACUAAUGCCUGCAAUCUCUGCUAGAAACCACAGUCAACUUCUUGCCACCAUAGAAGAGUUUUUUCAAGUUUACAUCGAACAGGAUGACGAUCUUCCCCAUUCCCUUUGUGCGCAAUGUUUUUCAUUGGUUUCAACCUUGGUUAAAUUUUCUGAGCGUGUAAAAACUGUGCAAGAUAUGUACGAUGCUAUUCAACAAUCAGACCGAAAAACAGUGGAUUUGAAAGUAUUUCGAGAGAACUUUAACGUAUUUGAGGACGAUUUAUUUAUGUUCAAUCUCUCGCAAACAAAAUCAGCCGAUGAAAAUAUACUGGCUGAUGAGGAUAUUGAAGUUCCAGGAGAUAGUGUUGUGAAAUGUGAAAGUGAAAUGGUAUUUGAAUGCAAAGGUGAAUUGCAGGAUCCUCUUGUUGAUGACGUUGAAAGCAUUGUUAGCGAAGUAGAGAGCGUUAAUUCUCUAAACAACAGUGAAGAAACCGUUAGUAUAGAAAUAGAUGAGGACGAGACGGUUGAUAGUCUUAAUGGACAACAUAGUGCAAGAAAUUUUAACGAAACAUGUGAAUCAGGGUUACUUAGUUCUAUGGAAGAAUCAAUGGAAGACGAUUUCUUCUGUGGCGACUGUUCAACACAGUUCCAACGCUUGAGCAAUUAUCGUACACAUUUGAAGAAAAAACAUGGAAGGGAUUUGGAACCCUUACAAUGUCCUGAAUGUCCUAAAUCCUUCGUAGGUAAACAUGUACUAGAUCGCCACAUAAAAUCACAUCGGCCACUAUCAGAGAGGCGUAUAUUUCCAUGCCCAGAAUGUGGCCUAAAAUUCCAACAAAAAGAUUAUGUGGCCAAACAUAUAAAGUAUGUGCACGAAGAUAGCCGUCCGUUUAUUUGUGAUGAAUGUGGAGAAGGUUGCCGAACAAAAUCUAGUCUGAGGAUGCAUAUGCUUGUACACAGCGACUUUGCGCCUUUUGAAUGUGAAGUAUGUAAGAAAACCUUUAAAAUGAAGAAGCGCCUAAAUAGUCAUAUGGAUAUACAUAGUUCCAGUAAAUUCACCUGUAGUAAGUGCGGCUUACAACUAAGCUCACGCAUAACCCUACGGCGACAUAUGGUUGUACAUUCCGAUAUAAAGCCCCACAAAUGUGAUUAUUGUGGGACUGCUUUCAAACGCGCUAAGGGUCUGAAGAAUCAUUUAAUACUGCACAGCGGCCUAAGACUAUAUCCUUGUGAGUUCUGUGAAAACACGUUUACUAGCAGAUCCAGUUGCCGUUCCCACUUAAAAAAAAUACAUCUUGAUGAAUUCGCUGCUUUAGAGGCUUCUGGUGUAAAAGCUUACACGAAAGAUGUACCAAAGUUGGCCGUAUUAAAGAAAGUAAUACAAUCAACAGAAAUCGAUCUUAAACCAGUUGUUCAAAAACGGCGCGUUAAUUUUCCAUUGAACAAAAAAACUAAAGACUCACGUGAUACAACAACCGUAAAGGAGAUAUUUUUCGCAAAAAGAGAAGCCAGCCAUUUAUCGUGAUUUUGGGAACUUAUAUAUAUAUAUAUACAUAUAUAUAUUUGGCGCGUACACCCUUUUUGGGUAUUUGGCCGAGCUCCUCCUCCUAUUUGUGGUGUGCGCCUUGAUAUUGUUCCACAAAUGGGUAACUUUUACAUUACUAUAAAAUUAGAUUAGUCUGAUUAAUCGGAAUAUAAUAAAAUUUUCCAAAAUAAACACGUGGAAAAAAAUCAAAUCAA
Messenger RNA from Anastrepha ludens (Mexican fruit fly), 1980 nucleotides. RefSeq names its product zinc finger protein 260-like. Lineage: Eukaryota; Metazoa; Arthropoda; Insecta; Diptera; Tephritidae. The transcript has 4 exons. The coding region runs from base 140 to 1765 and encodes 541 amino acids. Gene Ontology annotation, biological process: regulation of transcription by RNA polymerase II. The record is from RefSeq and is a predicted model, not a curated record. Gene Ontology annotation, cellular component: nucleus. Gene Ontology annotation, molecular function: RNA polymerase II cis-regulatory region sequence-specific DNA binding; DNA-binding transcription activator activity, RNA polymerase II-specific; zinc ion binding.